AAAUAAUGGAUAUGAUGGAUUAAAGUCUACCGCGUAUUGUGUCUGUAUUUAUUCGUACAUUAGCAGGAAUAGGUUUACAGUUCUGUGGUAUUCUAGCUAAUUGUAAGGUCUUUAUGUGAAUGCUUCAUCGGGAUCGGCGAGAGAACUGAUUGACUUCCUCUUGAGCCCCUCUGGGAUUCCAAAACGUCAGUUUUCUACGGAGGAAUAUUCCAAGAGACAUUUUUAUCUGGUUCAGUUGCAAAAGGACGUCAGGUUUCGGAAAGAAUGGCGCAAUCUGGGAACAUAUUGGAGAAGAAAUGGCAGCGAAUAGUUUACGAAAAACAUCGUCGAAGACUCAGCGAAACACAAUCCAAAUUAAAACGAGAAACAACAUUACAGUAUAAUGACGAAGAGGCUCAGUUACAAAUGAGAUUCAGACGGAUUAUGGCUGAGGAGCAGCGCCAGGCUGUAAUUGACAAACAGAAUAGCAAGUUGCUACAAAGAAUCGUUGAUAUCAUGACAUCGAAGAAAAAAACAUUUCCGGUAGCAAACAGCCAUGAAACAAGGAGGAAGGUCAGCAAGCCGGGCAUGGUGGAUAAUUCAACAGCAAAACCGAAACAAAGUUCUGUUAAACUGCCGGCAUUAGCUCCAGCUCCAGAUGGUGGAUCCAAGAAGUAAUGAUCAUGUACACAGCGCUGUACCAGUCACAUGAGCCUCAGGAAGCCUGAUGAGAGAACAGAAGUUAUAAACCUUGAAGAUAAAUAAUAUAUAAAGAUAUUGCAUGUGACAUUAUUGAAUUUUUAUAUUUUUGCGGCCCCAUGCCCCACUGGGGGCAAUAAGGAUUGAUGAUGAUGAUAUUUUUAUCAGCCACAUCGAGCGGAGCUUAAUUUUGGUGUGACCUUCGGCUAGCCCUAUUACUGACAGUAAAUUCUUUCGGUUGAGCCUUUUAUUAAUUAACAAGGUGUUCAAGGAAGCAUAAUUAAUUUGUAAUGAAAUAACUACAAUUUGUAAGGUGAUUUGCUAUGAAAUUGGAUUUUACAGUACAUCACACGAAAGGGACUCAGAGUCAGAGAGCAUCGUUUUAGUAGCCAUAUGUCAGUUAUGAAUUAUAAUUCAAUCUUUAAUUUGUCUUUUUAAAAAUCUUCAUUUUUUCCCCUUUUAUUAUAUAUUUCACCAAGUGCAAUCUCCACCCUUUCUUUUCCAGUUAAUAAAAAUCUUUUGAGAGCCAGAUAUGAUUCUCUUCCAUAUAUUUACUAAUAGUACCCCUUGGAAGUUUUACUGCUCCUCGUCGACACGUUUUGUAUCAGCCAGGAGACUGUUGCAUUCUUUCAUAAGUUGAUCAGUGAUUGAACUGUCGUUUUCCACGAUCCAUGGUAAAGGUAAAUUAACCACCUAAGGAGUUUGAGAAGUUUAAGUCGUUAAGCCAAUCUUGCUAUUGCUCUUUCGCAGUCAGCUGGAGGGAAAUUCCCACUUUGAUCACCGAUCCAAUUUCUAUCGGCCGUCCUAGACCUCCCCACGCUUCGCGCUCACUUCGACAAUAACUUUGAUGGCAUGUUCAGACAAUCAGAACCCCCUACCCACGAGUAAAGGAAAUAAACUUUGAUUCAAUCGAGAAUUUUCUGUGGCAAAUAUACAGAAAAAGAAAAAUCGAGGGAAAGAGUUUAAGUGAUAGUGACAACGAUGCAUUGUACUGUACCCAGAUUUAACAGCGACAUCUUUCGCGACUUUUUUUAGCGACUUUUUGCGGGCUCAAGUUGCACACGUGAUUGACUGAUAAUAAGAGAUGGAGACAUGGUGAGAGCCGAUAUCGUAAACACGCACGGUCGUUAAUAAAGUCGCCGAAAAUCGAUGAAAAAGUCGCUAAAAAUUGAUAAAAAAUAUGUUUUCUCCAUGGCACGAAUGAGCGACCACCUUAACCUGAGUAUCAGGCCUUUCUUAGCAAGAGGGUAGGGGUUGGGGGGAAUUGCAGAGGAAGGUCUGACACUUUGCUACAAAAUUGGCUACGACCUUCCCUCAGUACAGUAGCGGGCGGCAGUUCAGUUUACCAGCGGACUUAUUAUUUUGUGGUUCCCAGUUUCCCGCGACGUUUCGAGCCUGGUGGUCGCCAUUUUGAUUUAGUUUACGUUUGAUAAAUUACUCUCUGUGUCAAAGUUUUGUUAAUUAAAA
Messenger RNA from Orbicella faveolata, 2145 nucleotides. RefSeq lists its product as uncharacterized. Lineage: Eukaryota; Metazoa; Cnidaria; Anthozoa; Scleractinia; Merulinidae. The record is from RefSeq and is a predicted model, not a curated record.